Plasmodium cynomolgi strain B is the source of this 1516-nucleotide messenger RNA. RefSeq lists its product as hypothetical. Bases 1 to 1344 code for a protein of 447 amino acids. The transcript is spliced from 4 exons. The record is from RefSeq and is a predicted model, not a curated record. NCBI's taxonomy places the organism in Eukaryota, Apicomplexa, Aconoidasida, Haemosporida, Plasmodiidae.
AUGGUAAGCGCCGUUGUAGUCGUGCUGUCCCUGGUUCUCCUUUGCGCACAGUAUUUCCAGGCGAAGUCGACAAAAAAAUAUGACUACAUCAACCUGCUGUCCAGUAACGACUACACGGACAAAAUAAGAACACUGAAGAAAUACAGCAUACAAGAGAAAAAUGCGCCAAUUAAAAAUAAGUAUGUUUUUUCCUGCUAUGGAAGUUCGGGCUAUCAUAAAAGAAAAUUUUUGGAAAAUUUAUUCAACAUAUCGGCUGAAAGAAAUAAUUUGAUAAAUUUGGGAUUUAAACAAAAAAUUGACGUGUGGUUUGGAAAGGACCAAAAUGACAAUUUGAAUGUGGUGUUGGAUGUGGACUUGCUACAGAAUAAAGAAUUUUACGAGGAGAAUGUGACGACCAUAUAUGACUUUAAAAAAUUAAUUAACUUCAUUGUUGAGUCGACCAACAGCGUCAUUGUGCCAUUGGCCAGUGAGGACAUACAUUACAGCCAAGUUCACAACAAGGGGGAGGAGGAAAACUCAACGGAAAAACAAACCCAUUCUGUAAAAGAGAGGGAACAAGAACAAAAAAAAACAAUCACCUUUGUUUUACCAAAAAAGGUGGAAAUAUUUUUAAACCAACUGAAUGAGAAAGGGAGAGAUGAAUUAAAAGAAAGAUAUCCCAAUUUGAAGAACAUUCACUUAAUGAAACAAAACAAAGUCGGCCUUUCCCUUUUGCAAAAAAACAACAUAAAUAAAUACACCUCUUUCGUGAAUAAGUUAACAAAUCUGGUGAAAGAGAUGAGCAAUUUUGAAAAUUUUUGCCCUUUCAACGAGAAAUGUGUGUACAAUAUUUACGUAAUUGAAGAGUCGUACAACAAAACGCUAAACUAUUUUGAUGAAAUAAUUAACGAGUACGAAAAGGAAAUAACUCAGGGAAAGGUCAUUCCAAAGUAUGGUCAGCUUUCUUCCGACUUGAUAAAAAAUUUGCUGCUCUUUUUUCAUAUAUUAACUUUUGAACAAACGGGCACCAAAUUUAAAGACACUAUUUUCGAAAAAUUGCAGCAGAGGUUUUUGGCACUGAUACGUAAACAAAUAGUUAAGCAGAUCGUCCUGAUUGAAAAGGAAAUUAUGAACAAGGGGAAAGAUGCCAUUUUAAAUGAGCAGCAUGCUAAGAGGGACAAAGAUUUACUCGGAAACAAGGAUGACAAAAUUGCAGAAUUAAAAAAAUCGCUAGUUAACACAUUCAAGGAAGAAAUUAACAAGUUAAUUCCAGUAGGAUAUUUUAAUCAGCAAAAUGACAUUUUUAGCAACUCCAUGAUUGCAAAAUUUGAGGAACAGUUUGAGCCCUUUAAAGAAAUUAUUUGAGAAAAGUGGAUAUGGAAAUUUGCAGAGCUACUUUAUUUACGACUUGGGCAUGCUGACUUUCGUCUUUGGGUUACUCAAUGACAGGGACACCCCCGAGGUGCAGCAGCAGGGCGAUAAGGUGCCCUUCUUCAAGUUCCAGCCCAAGGUCAACCUUAAGCUGAAUUUUAGCUAG